Aspergillus terreus NIH2624 is the source of this 1482-nucleotide messenger RNA. RefSeq names its product carotenoid oxygenase family protein. NCBI's taxonomy places the organism in Eukaryota, Fungi, Ascomycota, Eurotiomycetes, Eurotiales, Aspergillaceae. The coding region runs from base 1 to 1482 and encodes 493 amino acids. The transcript has 5 exons. Gene Ontology annotation, molecular function: carotenoid dioxygenase activity. The record is from RefSeq and is a predicted model, not a curated record. Gene Ontology annotation, biological process: carotene catabolic process.
AUGGCAGCUCGGCUUACCUCCUCCUUCCCCAAUCUCCCCCAGUUCUCGGGGUUCCAGAAGCCCUGCCGACUGGAGGGCGAAAUCCAAGCGCUGCAAAUACACGGGGAGAUUCCGGCUGAUAUCAAUGGGACCUUCUAUCGUGUGAUGCCCGAUCCUCAAAUGCCUCCAUUCGUAGAGAAUGACUCGUGGUUUAACGGAGACGGCAACAUCACUGCCUUUGAAAUCAGCAAUGGCUCCGUCUCCUUUCGACAACGCUAUGUGAGAACGGAAAAGUUCGUGCGCGAGCGUUACGCGCAGCGUGCCUUGAUCGGGAAAUAUCGCAAUAAAUUCACCGAUGCCGUGGAGUUCAAAGUUCGAUCCACCGCAAACACAAACGUAGUCUAUUUCAAUGGCCAACUACUGGCUCUCAAAGAAGAUUCACCUCCCUACGCCUUGGACCCUGUCUCUUUGGAGACAAAGGGGUUGUAUGAUUUCAACGGACAGCUACCGAGUGUGACAUUCACGGCGCAUCCCAAGUUCGAUCCGGCGACGGGUGAGAUGAUCUGCUUUGGAUAUGAAGCCAAAGGAGACGGAACGCCAGAUGUCUGCUACUAUAAUGUCACACCGGACGGCAGAUUCACGGAGGUCGUUUGGCUCGUUGCGCCCGUUGUUGGCAUGAUUCAUGAUUUGGCCGUCACCGAGAAUUGGGUCCUCUUCCCUAUUAUCCCCCAGCUCUGCGAUAUCGAGAGGCUGAAACAAGGUGGAGAUCAUUGGCAAUGGAGUCCCGAAACGCCGUUCUAUGUCGGAGUCCUUCCUCGACGAGGUGCAAAGCCGUCCGACGUAAAGUGGUUCCGAUACAAGAACUGUUUCCCCAGUCACACCGCCAAUGCCUACGAAGACGAAAGUGGAAACCUCAUCUUCGAUCUCGGGCUGAGCGAGAAGAAUGUGUUCUUUUGGUGGCCAGAUGCCGAGGGCAAUGCGCCUGAGCCCAGUUCCAUUCUAUCCCAACUGGUCCGAUUCACGAUCAACCCGCGGUCUAAUGAUCUGGAUAUCCCCGCCCCGACGCUCAUCCAAAAAGACAACUCCGAUUUCUAUCGCAUUGACGAUCGCUUUGCCACCCAGCGUUACCGCCAUUGUUUCUGUAACUUGAUGGAUCCAGCGCUGGGCACCGAUUUCGCAGCCAUUGAGCCGAAACUGGGUGGUGGCUACCCGCUCUAUAAUGCUCUUGCUCAUGUGGACGUCACAACCGGCUCAACAGAGGUCUACUUCCCGGGCAAGACUCACAUGGUACAGGAACCGGUCUUUAUCCCCCGUGAGGGUUCAACCACGGAAGGCGAUGGCUAUGUGCUGUUUUUAGUCAACAACUAUGAUACAAUGUCGAGUGAGCUGCAUUUGGUGGACACCAAGGACUUUUCCAAAGCCAAGGCUGUCGUUCUUCUUCCUGUACGCUUACGCCAUGGCUUGCACGGAAGUUGGGUGGAUGCACGGGACAUGGCGCAGUGA